Molecule: messenger RNA, 6674 nt
Organism: Cherax quadricarinatus
Lineage: Eukaryota; Metazoa; Arthropoda; Malacostraca; Decapoda; Parastacidae
Source: RefSeq, a predicted model, not a curated record
CGCCUACCCUCCAGACAUCUUCGUAAUAUCAUAUAUACUUAAAAACAAGGCGGAAAUCAGUUUUUAAACGAGUGCCUCGAGAGUUGACAAUCUUCAUUCCAUUUGUUCGUUGACAGCGAUGCUUAGACCGAGGUGACUGUAAGGAAAUCUGAGCGAAAAUCGUUACGUUCUGGAGUUUAGAGAAGUUCAUAACUCAGUGAGGUGGAAACAUGUAAAUGAAGUGAUUAUAAGAGAAGGAUGUGUGUGUUGGUGACUAGGCUGGACCUUUUAUGUAACCUUGCUGAGGAAGUGACUGUAUUGUAUGUCACAGAUAUACUGCAGUAUAUACACUCCACCAGUGUGUAAGAUAUCUAAUUGUGUGCAGAAAAAUAUGAUCUUUAAUCAUUGGAUCACUUAUAAGAGCUUUAUCUAUUAAAGAAUUUUAUUAACUGGUAACUGGUAAAAGUCAGCUUAACUCUUGUUUAAAAUAAAUUUGCCAAGGUUUAUCCUCGUUACCUUAAUGUUGUCUUUGGAUAAAAUGGCACAUUUUGUCUUUUGAUACCCUUAGAACCUUUCCUUUUUUAAAUGUGGUCCGUCAAACUCCAGCGGAGAGUUAGACAGAACAUUGACUUAGAAUGAAUAGCUCUGGUAGUGUAGCUAUUUCUAUCAUGUCCAGAAAAUGACGUUUGACUAUGAAUGACCAAAUAUAAACAGCGUAUGAGCUAAGCUACGCAUGGUUAUGUAAUAAAUAAGAGCGAGGAGUGAGGCAGCCGUGUGUGAGUGAGGUGUGGGGGGUUCAAAAAACCCUGCACACUGAGAGGGGUUUCCAAAACCCUCGUGUACUGAAGGAGGGUUCCCUCGGGUGCUUGCCGAGGGAGCUCCAAGCCUUCCUCGUGGACCGAAGGAAACUCAAAGACUAGCGCCCUGGCCAAGUGGGUUCCAACACUCCAAUGGUGAUGAAACAGCUGACGGUGGCAAUGAAGGAUCCCAUCUACAUCAACCCUCCUUCAAGGUCCAGCCCGCUGCCCGACACUGCCAAAGGGGAUUGGAACCCUCGUAGUCUCUCCACCUUCUCAACGUUCCGGGGGAGCCAGGACUCCCCUCCACCCAUGGGCCUCAACGGCCACCUCAACGGCACUCUCCACGUCAACGGCACCAAUGGCGUGGGUGGCGGCGUGUCCGUGGUGGCCAAGACCAAUGGCACAGUAAGGGUGGGCGGCAUCACCCCGCCCACCACCCCGCCCCACCUGGACGCCCCGGACGUCAUUCCUCACUUCCACAAGCUCACCCCGGAGGUGGUAAACCACAUGCCCAAGCCGUUACUGGGCAUGCCUGUAGUGCCCCCUAGCGUGGAGGGUAUGACCCGCCCACGGCACGCACAUAGCAAGUCCCUAGUGGAUUAUGAGCUCCAGCAGCCGCCCACGCCGCCCAAACACGCCCACUCUCGCUCACUCCUAGACAACAUGGACCUCCUGCCGCCCAAGUCUCCUGAUGGGGCAGGCGUCACAGAGAUCAAUCUGUUCCUCGGUCCCGCCGACCGCCGCUUCGGCUUCUCUGUUGUGGGAGGUGUUGACGAAGGCUUCCCACCCAGGAUAGAUGAGAUGGCCAAGGCUGUGGACUUAGCGGCGAGUUCGAACGUACAAGAUGCGUUCGUUAUUGCCGUGGAGCAGCAGGCCAGGGAGCGCCUCGAGCGCCUCUCCGCUCUCAAGAAGAUCAAGCCGGUGGACAUGACCAAACUCUCCUCCCAGGAGGCAAGUAUGAAUCAAGAGUUGGAGCCUCACAAGAGUGUGGUGAAUGUGGGCAGCAGCGGCGGGGGACAGCCCAGCCCUGGCGGCCGCUCUCCCAGUCACUCCGCCACCAAGGAACAGCAGCAACAGCAGCAGCGAGACGACGUCAACGGUGUACUGGAGAACUCUCCCAUCUACGUCACCAGCGUCCCCAACCUCACCUCCGACCUCCCGAGGGCCAGGUCACGCUCCAGGUCUUCUACUCCCAACCGAACCUCGCCUAGUCCGCGGCGGCAGCGUUCUGCCCGCAGCUCUAGGGACACCCCGCCCUCGCCCCUCACGCCCAGCCCCCGGCGGGAGGCGCCCACGCUCACCCGCAGCGUCGACAGCCCUAGCGUCGACCGCAGCUCCCGACGAUCCAGUAAGAGGCGCAGCUCCGCCAAGCUGACCAACGGCCACGGCGUCGAGGCCGAGGUCGAGGCUAACAAGAGCGGCGACGAACUCGAACUGACCCACGACCUGAACGACACACUCGACGACACCGAGGAGUUAGAUCAGGACGACAAGGCGGACGCUCAGUGUGACCGUACAGACAGUGAAGAUAAGCUCGACUUGGAGGGCACGUGUCUGAGUGAGAGCGGAGACUCCCUGCCAGGCACGCCUGAGAAGGCCUACGGCAUCACACGCUCAGAGUCCAAACGCUCGUCCCGCGGGAGCCGGCGAGAUCGAGGGUCCCCGAGGGAGGUGCUGCUGGACCACGAGCCGCAGGAGGUUCGGGCCAAGACGCCACUCCACGCCGUCAGCAGCGUUGAGAGCCGCGACAGUACAAGGUGCGUGUUGGGAGGGAGUCUGUCCUCAGGUUCUCGCAAGUCGGGAGGGAGCAGUGGUAGUGGGGAGGUGGGUCGGGGCACCCCUCACCACAAGAGCACCGGGGGCAGCACCCCCCGUCACUCUCGCAAGGGCAGGGACCCCAGCACCGUCAUCUCAGCCCCAGAGAUAGGCCUUGACAACAUGAUCAGCAUGGUAGAGUUCGACCCCGGCCACCGUGAGAUGGCAGUCGACGUUCCUGAUUCCUUCGUUGCCCGCACCAAGACUCCCCCAAGAUACCCACCACCUAAGCCACAGGGUCAACCCCUGACACCAAUCCACAACAACAAUAACAACAGCAGUAAGAGUAGCAAGAAGGGUGGCUCAUCUGGUAGUGCCACACCACAGAAUGGUACACUUCCUAAGUCUACACCUCAGCGCAUCCCAGACCAGCCACAGAGAUCCCCUCAGCUCCCUCCCUCACAGCAAGAAGGACUUAUACAGCAGCCAUCCACACAGGAGGAGAUGAAUAGGAUAAAGAAAUACGAGGAGGAGCUAAAGGUUCGGAGGGAACGUGAAGAACAUGAAGCCAUGUUAAGAUCAUCUCUUCGAUCCUCCCAGAAACUACAACAGCUUGCUAACAAGCCGGUAGCAACUGGGGUUGUAAAUGAGGCAUUUACAGUUGAAGAGUUGCAAGCUGGAGUGGAAGCUCAAGCGGGGGUGGAAGCUCAAGCUGGGGUGGAAGCUCAGGCUGGUGCAGACACACCAAGCAAAGUCAUAGGUAUAAAUGAACUCAUUCAGUCAUUACAAAGGAUCCAGACAGUGCUCAAAUCAAAUGGCCACCGAAUAAGUGAAGAUAUGACCCUAGUGGCCCAACUGUUAACCAAUCCAGAGUUCCAGAAGGUGCUGGCAGUUCACAAUAAGGUGCAGGAAACCUGGUGUCUAAACAGACCUCCCACACCUGUUACCGACAAUGCUCAGGAACUUUUAGCCGAGUCUCUUCAGGAACUUCAAGAAUACACAGUACCUGAGGCAGCAGAACUCAUUGACAUACUUAACAAAUACUCCGUAGAAGGUCUCUUGUAUGCUCAUGACCGCAUUGCUGAGCGUGAGCCUCUGUCUGUGGGGAACCUGCCUGAGGAGGAGGUGCUGGAUAGAGUCACAAAUUAUCCUGAAGAAAGUGUCAAAAUUGUCCGUAUAGACAAGACAAACGAGCCUUUGGGUGCUACAAUUCGAAACGAAGGUGAUUCAGUGAUCAUUGGCCGCAUCGUGAAAGGUGGUGCUGCUGAGAAGUCUGGUCUCCUCCAUGAGGGUGAUGAAAUUUUAGAAGUUAAUGGUGUGGAAGUGAGAGGAAAGUCAGUCAAUGACAUUUGUGAUAUGCUGGCUGGCAUGACUGGAACUUUAACCUUCAUCAUCAUCCCAAGUGGACAUCCUCCUCCAACUUCUCGACCACCAAUUGCUCAGACAAUACAAGUCAAAGCCCACUUUGACUAUGAUCCUGAAGAGGAUUUGUAUAUACCAUGCAGAGAAUUAGGUAUGAGCUUCCAAAAAGGCGACAUUCUUCAUGUUAUCUCCCAGUCCGACCCUAACUGGUGGCAGGCCUACCGGGAUGGGGAGGAAGACCAAACACUUGCAGGCCUUAUUCCUUCAAAAACCUUUCAGCAGCACCGGGAGGCAAUGAGACAAACUGUAGUAGGUGACAGCAACAAUAAGGAGAAGACCAAGAAGGGCAAGUUGUUAUGUGCCAAAAAACACCAGAAGAAGAAGAAGAAGAAAACUUAUCCAAAUUAUAAUGAAGCACGGAGCAACUCUCCACUUCCUAUGCCAGGAAGAGGUGGUCCAGGUGCUGACAUCAUAAGUGAAACUGAGAACACAGCAACUCAAGCAAGAAGUAGAGUAUUGACAGUGAGAUUUGCCCUCCCAUCUUGUGGUUGUGUUAAAGGCAGCUCACGGAGGAGGCGGUGCAGCUCAUUGUCUGACCUCGAUGUUGACUUUGACUCUGAAGAGAUUCUCACAUAUGAAGACGUGGCGCUCUAUUACCCAAGAGCAAACAGAAAACGACCCAUUGUCCUCAUUGGUCCCCCCAACAUUGGGCGACAUGAACUAAGACAAAAGCUCAUGGAAGACAGGGAUAGAUUUGCUGCCGCCAUUCCACAUACAUCUCGCACACGAAGAGAAACAGAGUUGGAUGGUCAGGAUUAUCAUUUUAUAUCGCGGACACAGUUCGAGUCUGAUAUUCUUGCACGCAAGUUUGUUGAACACGGGGAGUAUGAGAAAGCCUACUAUGGGACCAGCCUAAUGGCCAUCAGAGCCGUUGUGAAUUCUGGCAAAAUUUGUGUCCUCAACCUUCACCCAUUAUCCCUCAAGAUUCUCAAAAGUUCUGACCUCAAACCAUUUGUGGUAUUUGUUGCUCCUCCCUCCCUUGAGAAGCUCAGACAGAAGAAGCAGAGAUUAGGAGAACCAGUCAAGGAUGAGGAGCUGAAGGAGACCAUAGAGAAGGCUCGGGAGAUGGAAGAACAGUAUGGUCAUUAUUUUGACCUGAUCAUCAUCAAUCAGGAUGUAGAUCGUGCCUAUCACCAGUUGCUACACGAGAUCAACAUGUUGGAGAGAGAGCCUCAGUGGGUCCCUGCAACCUGGCUAGCACACGAUCAGUGAUGGGUGCUGUAGCAUUCCUAUGGUGCCAAAAUGAUGCCCCUGCGCUUCCCUCAAGCCAGAAGUGGACUCCUCCAUGCUGCUUCCCUAAUGGCAAUAUCUACAGUGGAUGCCUCAAGAGAAACCAGAUCCAUGUAGUGACGAACAUGGCAGUGUUAGUGUGAUCAAGUUGACUGUGGCUUAUGAAAGUGCAUGGGUGUUUGUAACCUAAAGGUUGUGUUAAGAAAUUACUUUUUUUGUGUUCACUCAUCACAGUUGAAAAUUCAGUUUUGUAAAGACUGAUCAAGACUAUUAAAACAAUUGGAAAAAACUGUCAUUGACAAAAAUGAGCAGAUUUGUGCUAUAAACUUUCCCCAAUCUGUGUGGACCUGCAAAUUUAAGUAAUGACAUCUAGACCAAAGCUUCAUUUACAAAAGGUGGGAAGUUUAAGCCCAUUACAGCCAGAACAAGCAGUCUAUGGAAUAUUUAAUGUUUGCAAGAUGGAGCUCUUGAACUAAAGUAUUAAGCAGUCCACCUUUUGUCGAGGUGGCUCAAGUGUGUGUGAUACUAGAAUGAGUCUAGAAACACGUUAUUUACCCUUGUAAAGAAGACUCCCUCAUCCCUGCCUAAUUUUCAGUGUCUUUUGUUAUCUACAUUUUCUAUUACCUUUAAUUUAUGUACAUAAAAUUCUCUAAAUUUUUUGAACAUUUAUAUAUCCAUUAUAUCUAUAUCAAGAUUUCAAAACAUUUUUAAUAAAUGUCCCCUCAACAGUUUACAAUAUAGAAUACCCAUAUAUAAAUGCAUUUCAGUAAAUUAACAAUGUGUUAAUGUCAUACAUAUUAAUAAGAAUCAUCAUAAAUGUAUUUUAUUAUUACAUUGCUGAAGUUAUAUACCACUCCCGUGAUAAAAAAAAAAAAUUGUUGCUCAUAUAUUUUUUUUAUGGUGUGCAAUAUGCAAACAUUGAUGUAAUGAAAUCUAAAAUUAAUAUUCAAUAUUAAACAUCUCUCCAGUCCCCUCCCAUCCCCAUCCUCCUUCCUGUAAGUGUGUGUAAUGUACAUAGAGGUGCCAUAUUAUUACAUCAAAGCUCUGAUUCUGUUAUUGACAGUGUUAAGCAGCAAUAAUACCUAAAUACAUCAACAUUCUUAUGGCUUUAGGAAUUAGCUCUGCAAAUUUAUAACGUGAUAAUUUUUUUUUCAUUCAGAGUAUUGUUCAUCAUUUUUUCAUUGUUUGGAAAGCAUAUAAAGUCUAACAAUGACAACAAAAGCACAAGUUCCUGAAAAGUCAGGUUUGCAAUAUUUCCACAUUACUUUAACAUUCUGGAAAGCAUACACUUAAACUUGUUUAACCAGUAUUUCAGUGGUGUUUUUUCCUUGAAUUUGUGUAAUUCCUGUACAUACUGUUAAAAUCUUCCUAUGUUUAAUAUGUUGUAAGUAGAAACGUAUAUGCCUCAUUAUAAUACACCAUUAAAUAAUUAUGAUUCCUAAAAUAAAUGUGUAUACUAGUAAUUUCAAAAUAUAUAUAUUAUUUAAC